This is a messenger RNA of Ruditapes philippinarum (Manila clam), 5287 nucleotides long. RefSeq names its product SCO-spondin-like. The transcript has 13 exons. NCBI's taxonomy places the organism in Eukaryota, Metazoa, Mollusca, Bivalvia, Venerida, Veneridae. The record is from RefSeq and is a predicted model, not a curated record. Bases 427 to 3762 code for a protein of 1111 amino acids.
GAUAUUGAAAUGGAUAAUAUCUAAUUCAACUUCGCAGACGACUUUUAAAAUGCAGCGGACCGACUGUUCUAUCAAGUAAUGACAUACUUAUGUUACAGGGUUCGUGUUAUUUUAUUGUCAACCUUCAGUAUACGUGGUUUAAAAGUUUUUAUAAACAAUUUCUUCAACAGUUUGAAAAGAUGCGGUUGACAGACGACAAAUUUCGUGGAUGAGAAAUUACACGAAAGUAAGAUAAUGCGAUUUCAUUACUAAUUGUCAUCAGUGUUGUUUGUGUGUGAUGAGCAACCGGCAUUUGAUCAAACAUUAAAGCAUUAAUGAAUUAUGAAUUAUGCUAAUUAAAUGCUGCGUAGUGUUGUGGAUUCGGUUGUUUUAAAUCAUUUACACAGUGGACAGCAUACUUACUGAGUGUCUAUUGUUAAAAAAAUUAUGGAAUUUAAAUCUGUAAUUCAACUUCUCGUGUGUGUCGUCUGCUGUACGUCUGUUUUAGGACAAGAUAACUGCAAUGACACAGAAACACCAUCAAUUAAGAUGUGUCAAACUACAAAUAGGAAUGUUCGAGCUAAUACGUUUAUUUACCUUGAUUCUGGCGGUGCACCCAUUCUAACCAAAGUUGAAUGUACAUGUACUUUGAGAGUUUCCGGUUCAGGAUCAUUCAACGUUGAAUACAGGGCCAUUGAACAAAUAACGAACUGUGAAGUAGAUUUUACAAUGAAUGAUAGAACGUGGGGUUGUCAAACAGAACAAUUAUCGGUACAAUACCAGGGAUCCAAUAAUUUGACUUUCAUCAAGAAAUUCAAUAACAGACGAAACUGGUUAUCGUGUCUUGGUAUUAUGACCGCUCAACACGAUAUGACCGUGGAAUGUUACCCUUACCGAAUAUACUACGCCCCAGAUGAAGUGGUUGACGGUGGUUUUAGUGACUGGUCAUUCACGUCAGAAUGCUCCGUAACAUGUGGAACUGGGGUUCGAACUCGAGAAAGGAGGUGCAACAACCCUUAUCCGAGAAACAAUGGAAGUGAAUGUUUGGCUGAAGAUGGAACGCGCACCUUGGUAGAGACCGGAAGUGUAUCAUGUGAGUCAUCGUGUGAAGUAAACGGCGCCUGGGGGCCAUGGAUAAACACGUCCUCUUGCUCUACAACAUGUGGAACGGGCUCUCUGACUCAAACACGAAGCUGUGAUUCUCCAGCUCCCAAUAACGAUGGUGAAUACUGUCUUACACUUGGAGGCAAUAGGGCGCUUGAAGAGAAUCGAACCAUAGAAUGCUUUAUCAUCGCUUGUCCAGUAAACGGUGACUGGGGGCCAUGGAUAAACACGUCUUCUUGCUCAACGACAUGUGGAACUGGCUCUCUGACUCAAUCACGAAGCUGUGAUUCUCCAACUCCCAGUAACGGAGGCGAAGAAUGCCUUACACUUGGAGGCGAUAGGGCAUUAGCAGAGACUCGAACUGUAACCUGCUUUGAAAUGGCCUGUCCAGCAUCAGUAGAUGGAAAUUGGUCGGACUGGGGUCAAUGGACCACUUGCUCAAAAUUGUGUGGAGGGGGAACCAGGUCACAAACCCGAACAUGUACAAACCCUUCACCUGCAAAUGGCGGACUGCCUUGUCCUGGUGAUUCGAGUCAGGCCGAAGACUGUAAUACAAAUGCUUGUGCAGUGAAUGGUGGCUGGAGUGACUGGUCUGGUUGGGGUACAUGCUCAAGUUCUUGCGGUGGCGGUAUCAGAAACAGAACGAGGUUAUGCACAAACCCUCAGCCACUAUAUGGCGGCGCGCAAUGCUUGGGCAAUUCAAUACAAUCAGAGUAUUGUGGUAUUGGCAACUGUCCAAUAAAUGGCAACUGGAGUCCAUGGUCAACUUGGAAUAUUUGUUCGAGAACAUGUGGCGGUGGUGGAUAUCAAAGUCGAUACAGAGCAUGUGAUAACCCAUAUCCCCAAAACGGUGGAUUUGACUGUACAGGAGAUUCGACUGAGAUCAAAACAUGUGGAGAAGCCGAUUGUCCGGUUAAUGGGGCAUGGGGGAGCUGGGAACCUUGGUUGCAGUGUUCACAGAAUUGUGGAUUAGGAACCCAAACAAGAUACAGGUAUUGCGACAGCCCAAUACCUCAAAAUGGAGGUAAAACUUGUACGGGAUAUGGUCUUGAAACUAAAGAUUGUAAUGGAAAUAGUUGUCCGAUUAAUGGGCAAUGGGGAUACUGGACAUCAUGGACUAUUUGUUCCACGAGUUGUGGACCUGGGACAUAUUCUAGAAAUAGAAAAUGUGAUUCCCCUGCUCCUAAAAAUGGAGGACAGAUUUGUAGUGGAAAUAGCUAUGAAAAUGGACAAUGUAGCAUUGGAGUGUGUAUUGAUGAUGAAGCAUGGAGUCCAUGGUCACCUUGGAGCAGUUGUUCAAAAUCAUGUGGGGAAGGAAAAGUGUCAAGAACCAGAGAUUGUUACAGUCCAGAACCAAAUCAUGUUGGGAAUUAUUGUUUAGGUGACAGAAACGAAAGUGUUUCAUGUAUAUUGCGUAAAUGUGCCGUGAACGGGAACUGGGGCAUUUGGUCUCCUUGGAGCUUUUGUUCAAUCACAUGUGGACCUGGUUCUAUUUCAAGAAUCAGAGAGUGUAACAGUCCGGGACCAGAAAACGGCGGGAACAGCUGCUAUGGAGAAUCGUCGGAAGAAAUAAGUUGUUUUAUGUUACCAUGUCCAGUUGAUGGCGGAUUCGGUCCAUGGUCUCCUUGGAGUAAAUGUUCUGCAAGUUGUGGAAUAGGUGAAAAGUCAAGAUUAAGAGAAUGUAAUAAUCCAGUCCCUGCAAAUGGCGGGAAAUACUGCUCUGAUUUAGAUUUUCAAUCAAGCGUGUGUAAUGUAACAAAGUGCCCUGGUACUGGUCAAACAACAUCAAGUCAAGCAGGCUUUUCAUCAGAGACACCAGUCACUCAAGCUAGCGUAGAUAAAAAGAGGAAAGAGGAUGACUCAAAUAUGGGGGCUAUCAUUGGUGGAACUGUUGGCGGGUUGCUGCUGCUUCUUCUUCUGUUACUCCUUCUCGUCUGUUUUAUCAGAAGACGGAGGAGAAAGGAGGUCAAACGUCGGCCGUCAGAAGGUGACAGAUCUGUCAGAUACAUAUCACAAGGUGAUGAUGUGACGGUCACGGAGAACCAACUAUACAAUUAUGAUGGAGAGACUCCGAGCCAUGCAGUAAACGCUCUGUUUGUAGGUGGAAUCCCCGAAACCCCACAGAGUCCAGGUUAUAUUCCUCACUUCAGUACAGACACCGGCGACAGGUAUGCCGUCAUAAUGGACUCCAAUCGAACAAAGCCGAAAACAAAAGAAAGACCAAAACUAGACACAUUUAAUUCGCAGGAAGAAAAUGCAAAGGCAGAACCAAACGGCGAUGUAAGAGCUUCAACGGACACAGUCAAACUUGCUGAAAAUUACAAUGAUGACCAGCUUGGAAGAGGUGUCGACAACCCUGGCUAUGAGGAUAGCUAUAUUGCCCCGUACGACUCUGCCGAAGGAGGGACAAAACCAAAAACUAGUUCAUCUUCUCCUUCACCGUACGAUUAUAUUGACAAUGAAAAACUAAAACGAGACGAUGCCGAUUUUGAGGAUGAUAAGUUGGCAGGAGAUUAUGCUACACUUCCGGAUGACGGAAAUGAAGAUGGUGACAACGAUGCGGAAAAUAACGAAAGAUACAAGCGGUUUAUCAGCAGUGAACCGGAAGAUUCGGCUGAUGACGGAUACUUGAAAUCCCCUAAACGUGACAAUGUUUUUGAAUUUCCCGAUACAAGCUAGACGUUAAUAUUUCAAAUUUUACAAAUACUGAGAAAAAUAUCAACGCAUAAAUUUAACAGUGUCAAAAUGAAAUCAGUGGUUCAUUUCUACUUUACCAAUUAGGUUCAGUAAUUUAGGUUGUGCACUCGUGCUGAUCACGUAAAUCGAGAUCUGUAUCUUGAAAGUUAACCGAAUUUAUGGCUAAUAAAAUAUGGCGGCAAACAUAUUGAAUCGUGUUUAUUAAGCUGUUGACAAGCCAUUUCAUUCUAUUUUAGUCAUUGUUACGCGUGAUAAAACAUGACUAUUAGAGGACAAUGUACAAAUAAAGAAAGAUGUAAGAUGUUCAUAACAAGCGUUUAGAUAAGUGAACAGAUGACGUUGCACUAGCUCCUGUCGAUGUGUCCUAUAUGGUGACCUUCAUCCCAUCAGUCUCCAUUUAUUAUGAGUAUUGCCAAUGUGACUGAAAACCGAAUAUAAACAAUGCAAUGUGAGUAGUCAAAAUAUUUUGACGUGCCAAAGCUAUAUUUUGAGAUAUUUCUGUUCUGUUUCAGAUUCUCGCUAUUGUGCAGAUUUCAAAUAGCACAAUAACAUCAGUAAAAAUACAUCCUGUAUAUCCUUUUAUGUCAAUUAUGGGCGUAUCAAACAGUGAAGUAAGUUAAGUGACUGUGAAAUAUGUUCAGAUUGAAAUAUGUGAUUAAUCUGUGUUCAUGAUAAAUCGUUUGUUUUUUUUUUCUCAAUUAUUUAACAUUCAAGAAGCUUUAUUUCAAUUUUUAAUGGUUUAUAUUUAAAUCGGAGAUUUAAGUUAUGUUAGUAGUGAAAUAUAAAUGACUUGACAUAGAGCUACCAUUCACACAAACGCUUGUUUAUAAACAUUUUAGACGUUUAUCUUUAAAAUCAAAACAAUUUUUUCAUUGUUUAUAUAAUGAGCAUUAUUUGAUAUUUUGCGCGUUUUUUAUGAAUUUAUUUUCCACCUUUUGAAGGAUCAAAAACUGUGUUUUGUAAUAGAAAAUUUUUUGUUUAUACAUGUAAAUAUGUAAACAAAAACAGCGUCCGACUCAUUUUUGGCAUUCACCUCAAAAUUAUUUACUAAUUAGUUUAUAGUAUUGUAAAUAUUGUUGUUCAAAUGUGUGGUGCUAAAGAUUUGUGACAUGUCUGUUACAUAGGUACUCGCAAGGUCCGGAAAAAUUCGGAGAAUUUCGUUAACUUUCCGCGCCUUAUAGUGAUUGUAUAUACCGUAAGAAAUAAAUACAAGCUACGGAAAAUUACGAUGUUGGCCGAUUGGGUUAUACGGCCUUGUCAAACUAAUUGGUGCUGUAAAUAUGUCUGUAUUUUACUUUGCAAAGAAAUCAUGGCUAUUUAAUCAGUUACUAAAAAAAAUCCACAACAUGUGUUUGUUUUGUUAAAAACGCGCACACAAGUAGAUUCAGUAAGUAGGUGCCAUAUUUUGUUAUUAAUAUGCAGAUUCACAAUUGUUAUAUUCUAUAUCAUUUGAUGUUUAUCAAUGCACGUGAUAUAUUAAAAACUUUAUAAAAUUUAUAAAAACGUU